UCACGCGUUGCUAGGCUGCGGGACGCCGCGCGGAGCCAUGGCGGCCCGCGGCGGGGCGAGGGAGCAGCCGGACCCGGUGCAGCUGGACCGGCUGCUGGGCGAGCGCGUGCGGAAGGAGCUGCGGUGCCUCAGGCUGCACACCGAGCACGGCCUGAACCCGCUCAGACGCGUUCACACAGUCACCAAGAAGCCUAUGUCUUGGCACGACAAUAUCGAAGAGCCUGCAGAUGAAAAGUUUCUGAAUGUUAUUCAUCAUGCUGCACUGGAGCCAACAAAGAAAUAUUCAGAGCCACAAACUGAAAGCCAGGAAAUAGGCUGGAACACAACACCUUUGAUUGAUGUAGACCGCAGUGAUCGCAGACUCUACUUCCCACGCCGGAAAACAGAGAUCACUAAACUAGGCAGCUGCCGUGUGGCACCUUGAAGAAGCAGUAUGAGAAGUUGCAGUAGGAGAAUGGCAAAGCCACACAACGUAGACUGAGGCAGUUAAUGACAUAUAAUGUAUUAGACCCUGUUUGUUACUAGGCAAAUGUGUUAGAUUUCUGGCACCAGAAGACUACAAGAAAAGGGAGAACCCAUCUGUCCAGAUUUGCAGCCUGACAAUAGUUACAAAAAUAAACCUAUUAAUAAGA
Messenger RNA from Oxyura jamaicensis (ruddy duck), 632 nucleotides. It is a transcript of the gene CFAP144, whose product is annotated as family with sequence similarity 183 member A. Gene Ontology annotation, cellular component: ciliary base. The record is from RefSeq and is a predicted model, not a curated record. Bases 38 to 424 code for a protein of 128 amino acids. The transcript is spliced from 4 exons. Lineage: Eukaryota; Metazoa; Chordata; Aves; Anseriformes; Anatidae.